AUGUUUUUGUCACCAAUACGCUUUCUUAUCCUUCUACUCCUUUUGAACUUUGUUGUUUCCGGACAAGUUCUGAGGAAGAUCAAGGAGCGUGUACGUGAACUCCAACUCCAAAAAGCCAAGCAGAGUCUCCUGACGAGCACAGUUAGCGGUAAACAGCCUGUUGAACAUGUAAAGGAAGGCAAGAUCAAGCAGCCGCUGGACCACUUCAACCGUCAGGUCAUCAAGACCUUCCCUCAGAGGUUCUUUGUGAACGACGCCUACUGGCAGCGUCCUCAUGGUCCAGUGUUCCUCUUUAUUGGAGGAGAAGGCCCCAUCUUUGAGUUUGAUGUUCUGGCAGGUCACCAUGUGGAAAUGGCUGUAGAGUAUGGGGCUCUGCUGUUGGCUCUGGAGCAUCGUUUCUAUGGAAACAGCAUCAACCCAGACAGCCUUGAGACAGAGAAUCUGGCUUACCUGAGCAGCCAGCAGGCGCUUUCUGACUUGGCAGCGUUCCACCAACACAUCAGCCAACGCUUCAGUCUGACUCACAGAAACACAUGGAUCAGCUUCGGAGGCUCCUACUCUGGAGCACUGUCCGCCUGGUUCAGAGGAAAGUUCCCCCAUUUGGUGUUCGGGGCUGUGGCCUCCUCUGCUCCUGUCAAGGCCAUCCUGGACUUCUCUGCAUACAACAAAAUCGUUUCAUUGAGUCUGACGAAUGAGGCAGUUGGAGGCUCAGACAAGUGUUUGGCUAAUGUGCAGGAGGCCUUCGCCACUGUGGAAGCGGCACUGAUGGGCAAUAAUGCCGGCAAGGUUGCCAAGGACUUCGGCUGCUGUCAGAUCCCUAAGAAUCUUGAUGAUCAGACUGAGCUGAUGGAGAACUUGGCUGACAUCGUCAUGGGAACGGUGCAGUAUAACGAGGAAUGGGCGGGCCUGUCUAUUAACAAGAUCUGUGAUGUUAUGACCAAUAAAAGCGAGGUGUAUGAGGAAGAGAUGGACGCUUACAAACGACUUGUUCAACUGGCGCAAAUCUACCGUUCCAUAAGUAAGGAGGCCUGUCUGAACGUUUCCCAUGAGCACUCUGUGAACACUCUGUUUGACACGUCGCUCAAGUCGGCCAGGAAAGGGGAGAGACAGUGGCUGUACCAAACCUGCACUGAGUUUGGCUUCUACCAGACUUGUGAGGAUUCCAGUUGUCCGUUUUCUGGGAUGCUGACCCUGCGGGAGAAGACAAAACUCUGUUCCCUGGUGUUUGGCAUAUCCCAGUACUCCCUGCCUGGACGCAUCGCCUUCACCAACACGUACUAUGGGGCAGACAACCCACAAACACACAGGGUGCUCUAUGUGAAUGGUGGCGUUGACCCGUGGCAGGAGUUAUCGGUGCUUCACAACAGGACCAGGGCGGGGGGUGGCGACCAGACCAUCUUCAUUAAGGACACUGCCCACUGUGCCGAUAUGAUGCCUGAUAGAGCCGUGGACCGCAGCUCGCUCCAGAGGGCCAGGCGGGAGAUUGAGAAGCAUGUGGCCGAGUGGCUGAAGGCAGCUGCCUGGGAGACCACUGAGAAAUUAAUGGUCUGAUCAGAGCAUCACAUUAUAGCCCAAUCAGCUCUUAUCUCUUCACCCUGAAACUGAUUAAAAGCAGUUU
Messenger RNA from Myripristis murdjan (pinecone soldierfish), 1618 nucleotides. It is a transcript of the gene prss16, whose product is annotated as serine protease 16. The record is from RefSeq and is a predicted model, not a curated record. The coding region runs from base 1 to 1551 and encodes 516 amino acids. Gene Ontology annotation, biological process: proteolysis. Gene Ontology annotation, molecular function: serine-type exopeptidase activity; dipeptidyl-peptidase activity. Gene Ontology annotation, cellular component: lysosome; endosome. The transcript is spliced from 13 exons. Lineage: Eukaryota; Metazoa; Chordata; Actinopteri; Holocentriformes; Holocentridae.